UUUAACGAACAAUAUGUGGCAGCUACAACUGUGCAUUUCAGUGUCAUUUAUAGUGGACGUUUGCAGCAGGCAAAGUAAACAGAACAUCAUGUGCUCUUGUCUUGGACAAGUCAUAUGACUUCCCUCGCGUUGAUUAUGGUAGCUUAAAAGUAGAGUGAGGCAGACGCACAUUUUCAAUGUCUAUGCUAUCAUAUGGCAACACUUUCAGUGAAUGGUCACUUUGCGUUGCUCCUGAUAUGGCUUGGUAUUUGGCUUUCGGAGUGCAACAAUAUUGGUCCCUCAUUGGACGAUGACCUCCUAUCGCCGUACCCCUACGGCCAUAGCCAUGGACCCUCGCACUCCCACCGUCAUGUCCGAGACUGCCAGUCCGUUGUUCAUGGCAACGUCACCCACCAGACCUGGCCCGCCAGCAACCACACUGGGGUGCCCGUGGCUGAGUCGAAAGUCUUCAUCUCUGACGUCCCUGGCACAAGCCGAUGGGUUACAGGUCACAUUACAGUGGUCCACGACCCCCUGAGGACGGUGUCUGUGCUGGAGCCUGGAGGGCCGGGGGGGUGCGGGAUGAACCGGAGGGAGGCGGUGGAGGAAACUGCUAGAGCCGGCAGGUGUCUCUAUGCCCAGAAUGGAGGUUUCUUUGGUACUAGGACCGGGGAGUGUUUGGGGAAUCUAGUGAGUGACGGGGUGCAAGUGAGAGACAGCGAAGGGUUGCAGAAUGCCCAGUUUGGCAUUAGGAGGGACGGGACGCUGGUGUUUGGUUAUCUCUCUGAGGAGGACGUUAAGGAUGAAGCCAACCCCUUUGUGCAGUUGGUCAGUGGGGUGGUGUGGCUGCUCCGAAACAGCCAGGUCUACAUUAACCAGAGCAUAGAGGCUGAGUGUGACACGACACAGGAGACGGGGAAUUUCCGCCAUUUUGUGGAUGUGGUGUCAGCCAGGACAGCGGUUGGUCACGAUAAGGAGGGGAAACUAAUCCUGUUCCACAUAGACGGACAGACGGACCACAGAGGUAUGAAUCUUUGGGAGGUGGCAGAUUUUCUGAAAGGUCAGGGGGUCAUCAAUGCCAUCAACCUGGAUGGGGGUGGUUCCUCCACUUACGUGGCGAACGGCUCAUUGGCCAGCUACCCCUCGGACCACUGUGUCUCAGACCCCAUGUGGCGCUGCCCUCGGCAGGUCUCCACCAUCCUGUGCGUCCACCAGCCCCAGUGUCAGCCUGAGGACUGCAGCGGGCACGGGAUGUGCAUCAAUGGGCACUGCCAAUGCCAGGAGGGCUGGAGUGGGACUGGCUGUGACACCAUGGUGUGCCAACCGCCCGCCUGUGGUGCCCACGGUGUCUGUACACAGGAUGGCUGUGCGUGUGAUGCUGGAUGGAGAGGGGCGAACUGCAGCCAAGUGUGUGAUUUGGGUUUCUAUGGCGACGGCUGCAACCAGACAUGCGCCUGCACUAACGGGGGCUCAUGUGACACUGUUCACGGUGGCUGCAGCUGCCCCAUUGGUUUUCGUGGCGACUCCUGUGAACAAGAGUGUCCUCUGGGUUUGUACGGGCUGGACUGUGGGCAGGAGUGCCAGUGCCAGGACAUGUGCCCAUGUGACCCGGUCACAGGAAGCUGCAAUGCCCUGUUCCAGGGAGAGAAGAACCAGAGCAUACACAGAGCUGGCCAUUGUCUGGCCAAUCAGAUGUUUGCAACAUGGAGCGAGGAGGAGGCACACAAAUCCAAGCCUUAUCUCUCUGAGCAGCGCUGGCUCAUUGUCACUGGCCUGUUGACCUCUCUGCUGUUGGCCAGCCUGGUGGGUCACCUGAUCAUGUGUUGGCGGUCCGCGGCUCACCACCCCGGCCGUGUGGACUACUCCUACGUGCCACUGACAGAGAUUGGUGGUGCGUGCAGUUCAGGGGUCCGAGGGAAAGGGUCGCAACCCAGCAGAGGCGUAUUCGAGAUGGAGGACUCAGACUCCCAGGAUGAACUGUGGUCGGGUCCGCGCUGAGGGAGGGUGAUGGGGGACAGGUGGGAGUGAGCCUACCCUGUUAGGACCGUCUGGAGGAGCUAUCUCUAACAUAUUGUAAAGAGGGGAGGAAGGUUUAUAUAGAGAAUGGGUUGCAAUCAAUGAAGGAGAGGAAGAGAUGGAGCCAGGGAUAGAGAAGAGCAUAAAGAGGUCAGCGCUGGAGGGAGUGCAGUGCAGAGAGAGGGAUCCAAGAGAGGGAGGGAGGGUGUGACGAAGAGGCCAUUGGAUGUUUCAAACUCUAACCCCUAUUUGAAGAGGGCAAUUUGUAUUUUCCCUUCGGCUCAUCAGCCACCAUCUCGUUAUCCAGAGUGGAUGUAAAGAAAGAGGAAAAAGACUGAAAAGAAAGAGGCAAAGAAGUAAGAGGAAGAAAAUAACUUCUAACCCUUUGUACUUUUUUAUACUAAAUUACUAUUUUAUUGUCCUCCACUCUAGAUUUUUCUAAUUGACAAAGAAGAAACAAUAUGCCAACAUAUUUGAUCGUGACUAAUAUCAACAGUAGACUAUGUUUCCAUAUAAGAAUAGGUAUUUUAAGGGGACAUAAACAGAAGGUGAUUCUGGGCCUUUUGUUUGCCAUCCUGUUCCACAAGCAUGGGAUGAAUUUCUCCACUUGUUGCCAUGAGAACAGACAAGGUAAGAACUUUGAACCCUAGCCAGGAAAUCCCCAACGCUCCAACCCACUGAACCUUGUAUUUAUGGAGUCCACUUUAUCAAAUGAUUCAAUGUGAAUGCACCCAGGUUCACUGGGAUUGUUUUUAAUAUUUCCAAACUAUUUUGUCAGUGUUUCCACUAGCCCCGUGAAGCACCUAUUUUUGUAACUGUUCAGACAAACUGUUGAAAUCAUGUUUAAAGGAUGUCUGGGUGCCAAGUGUGCUUCUGGUUCAGCCAAAAUGUUCUACGGCAGCAGUAGGGAUUUGAAUGCAGAAAUAAGGAUGUACCCAAACUAGUUUGACAGGACCUGAGUGAGUAUAUAUAUAUUUUUUUGUCUGACCAAUUGUUUGUUGAUCGCUCCUUGACCCCAAUCUCAGUUCUUUAACAGAAAGUUAAUUCUAGUUAUUUUUCAGUUGAGGCUUCUCACAAAGACGAGGAAAUCUCUUUUCCAUAUGAGAAUUGUGUGGCGGCUUGGUGGAGAUGAGUGAGUUAGAGGGACAAUGAGACUAUUGGGGUAGUAUAUGGUCAUGUUGGGGUGGGGGGG
Messenger RNA from Salvelinus sp. IW2-2015, 3187 nucleotides. It is a transcript of the gene nagpa, whose product is annotated as N-acetylglucosamine-1-phosphodiester alpha-N-acetylglucosaminidase. Gene Ontology annotation, biological process: secretion of lysosomal enzymes. Lineage: Eukaryota; Metazoa; Chordata; Actinopteri; Salmoniformes; Salmonidae. The record is from RefSeq and is a predicted model, not a curated record.